Terrapene triunguis (Three-toed box turtle) is the source of this 1710-nucleotide messenger RNA. RefSeq names its product SRY-box transcription factor 30 (gene SOX30). The coding region runs from base 1 to 1710 and encodes 569 amino acids. The record is from RefSeq and is a predicted model, not a curated record. Gene Ontology annotation, molecular function: DNA-binding transcription factor activity, RNA polymerase II-specific; sequence-specific double-stranded DNA binding. Gene Ontology annotation, cellular component: nucleus. Gene Ontology annotation, biological process: regulation of transcription by RNA polymerase II. Lineage: Eukaryota; Metazoa; Chordata; Testudines; Emydidae. The transcript is spliced from 5 exons.
AUGGUGAAAGAGACUGGGGGGGACAGCGUGGCCUCGGGGACUGGGAAAGAAGGAGCCAUCAAGGCAGAGCAGGCAGAGGCAGCCAGUGAGGACUGCAAGGGGAGGGAAGAAGUUGUGUCGUCCAAGCCAGCUGGAUCCUUCAGCGGCCCGACUCAUGCCAGCAAAGAUGCCCCCGCGGCUCAGCCGCCUGGUGGGUUUGGAACACAGCAUCCUCAAGACCUGAAGAUCCCAUUGACACUCCAUCCAGUACCCUCUGGGACCAGGAUCCAGUUUCAGGGACCUCCACCUUCUGAGCUGAUCCGAGUGACUAAAGUGCCCCUGACCCAAGUGCCCCUUAAAAUGCAAUCCUUACUGGAGCCUUCAGUCAAAAUUGAAACUAAGGAUGUGCCCCUCACAGUGCUGCCCUCUGAUGCAGGGAUACCAGAUACCCCAUUUAGCAAAGACAGAAAUGGCCAUGUAAAACGUCCAAUGAAUGCAUUUAUGGUGUGGGCAAGAAUUCACCGGCCGGCACUAGCCAAAGCUAACCCAGCUGCCAAUAAUGCAGAAAUCAGUGUCCAGCUUGGAUUAGAGUGGAACAAACUCACUGAAGAGCAAAAGAAGCCCUAUUAUGAUGAAGCUCAAAAGAUUAAAGAAAAGCACAGAGAGGAAUUUCCUGGCUGGGUUUACCAACCACGACCCGGCAAAAGAAAGCGCUUCCCAUUGACUGUCUCCACUGUAUUUUCCGGCACCUCUCAGAACAUCAUCACUACAAACCCAACCACAAUUUAUCCUUUCCGAUCACCCACUUACUCCGUUGUCAUUCCCAAUGUACAGAACAGUAUUGGACAUCCUGUCUGUGAAGCCCCUUCUACUAUCCAGCUGCCAGCUCCUUCCAUUCAACAUCCAGGUCCAAUUACACUUUUCCAGCCGAGUGUUGGAAGCACCACACCAGUGGCUGUCCCAGCUCCAAAUCUGCCCCUUCACCCUGUAAUUCCACCACAGCGCUUUGCUGGACCUGCACAGACAGAAGCUCAUCAUGUACCUUCCGGAUCAAGUUCUUCUGUAAAGAGACCUAUCCCAGUUUGCAUUGAGAACUCCAGCAGGAACCCAAGUAAUGCCAGCACCACUCACUCCCGAUUUCCUGUCUCUAAUAGUCAACCCCCUGAGGAGUACUCAGGUGUUUCUACUUGUCCUAGAAGUGCACCAAUUCCCCAGGCUCCUCCCAUUCCUCACUCACAUCUCUAUCAACCUCCUCCCAUUGGUCAUCCAGCCACUCUCUUUGGAGCUUCUCCUCGAUUUUCGUUUCAUCACCCUUACUUCUUACCUGGACCCCACUACUUCCCAUCAAGCACGUGCCCGUACAGCCGUCCUCCAUUUGGCUAUGGGAAUUUCCCCAGCUCAAUGCCCGAAUGUCUUGGCUUUUACGAAGACCAGUACCAAAAGCACGAGGCUAUGUUUUCUGCUCUGAAUAGAGACUAUCCUUUCAGGGAGUACCCAGAUGAGCGCACACAGAGUGAAGAUUCCCGCAGCUGUGAGAGCCUAGAGGGAGUGUCUUAUUACAACAGCCACAGCCAUGGCGAGGAGGAAUAUUUAACUCCCAUGCCACAGCUGGAUAUUGGAGCCUUGGAGAACGUUUUCACCACAACCCCGUCCACACCCUCCAGCAUCCAGCAAGUCAAUGUGACUGACAGCGAUGAGGAGGAGGAGGGGAAAGUGUUAAGAGAUUUGUAA